AGACGGAACGCAGUGUGAAUUUCACAUUUCAGUUGUUUAGUCAUUGAGGCGUUUAGUUUAGUUUGGUUGAGUCAAGAACUAAGACGAUUGUUUUUUUAAAUUGUUUUGAGAGGUUAAUUGCCUUAUUAUAAAUUGCUCCCAGGUGCUCAUGUUCGGAAAUAUGAGGGAGGAGGAAUUUUCAAGGAAUGUACCUCCCGUCAACAACAAUGAGGUACCAUCACCUCGAGCACUGGGACUUGACGCCUUGCACAGUGUUUGCAAAGAAAUUUAUCCUAAUCAGUUGAAUCCACUCACUGUUACUGCCAUUAUUAAAUACUGGUUAGGAGGACCUGAUCCUCUGGAUUAUAUUAAUAUGUAUGAGAAUCCAGGAUGUCCAGAGCUAGGCGUUCCUCCUCAUUGGCAUUAUAUCAGUCUGGGACUGUCUGAUCUCCAUGGAGACGGCAGACUCCAUGCGAAGACUGGUCCGGGUCGUCCCAGUGGUUUUGGAUUCGAAUUGACAUUCAGAUUGGCCAGGGAACGGGGAGAGACGACUCCGCCUACUUGGCCUGCUAAUGUCAUGCAACAACUAGCUAAAUAUGUAUUUAAUUCGGGGAAUAUGUUGUUUCCUGGGGAUCAUGUAUCCUGGCAUGCACCACUGGGCACCGGAGGUGGCAGGAUAACACAGAUUUUAAUGGGAAAGGAUCCACAAUUGCCUAAUAGUAUUAAUACGCCACAUGGAGAGGUAUCAUUCAUUCAGAUAAUUGGAGUGACAUCCGAAGAACUACAGGCAGCUCAACACUGGAAUGGACUAGGUCUAGUUAAUUUAUUGAAAACAUCAAGGAGCUGCGGCCCAUGGCUCGUCACAGACACCAAUAGAAUGCAUUCCGUAAUGGAUGAGGAUCCAACAGUUGCCGAGAAAAUACAAACAGGAAUAGAAAGGGAGGGCUCCAACUUGAGUGGAGUGUCCGCCAAAUGCUGGUGGGUUCAAAUGACCAACAAUAGCAAUGGAGACAGCUACAGAGAGAGAAAUCCAGAGGAUUCUGACGACGACGAGACUGACAAUGCCUGCGAGAAAGAGGAAAAUGACGAUGACAGCAAUACGUGUUCUCGAGAAGUUGUUAAGAUCGAGAUGCAUUCUCCCAACAAUCCUCACAGGGAAAACUCCUCAGUGGACGAUGGAAUUACCAUGAAACCUCUCGCUGGACUUCACCUCACCUUCAACCUCGAAGCCGGCAGUCUUCUGCCACUUGCCAUUAAGGGACGGGUGAUGCAUGGUCGACAUUUCACAUUUAAAUCUAUACUAUCGCACUCAGCCAUCACGAUCGUCGCAUCGUCGGUCACCGGAACACUUGUGUCACGUGAAAGACCUUAUGUCGUUCAAGGCCCCUGGCUUCAGGUCUUCGUACCUGAUGAACUUGCUGAAAAAAUGGCAGGAGAGUUCCAAGUAUUUAAUUCAUCGCAGCAGAUUCAACUACCCAGGACCUUCUCAUGGCCGGAACACAAGCUUGCAAUAACAAUCGUCAGUGACUGACUAAUGAGAGAACAAAAAAUCACGCAGACGAGAUGAAUCGAACGUCACUUAUAAAUAAUUUGAGUAUUUUUGACAACAAAAUUAAUUAAGCUCGUAAAAUUUAAUUUAUUGGAGAAUCAUAUCAUUUUCACCGUUAAAUAGUUAGCAGAAUGGAAAAUAAUUUAUUGUUGAUAAAAAGUGCCUUAAUUGUGGCGAGACAGAGAUGUCGUAGUGCUUCGAAUACUGUAAUUUAACACUAGUUGAUAUAUUUAUUACUGUAAAUAUUUUAUAACGCACGAAUCCAAAAAAAAUCAUUGCAUCAGUUAUUAUUAAGGAUUUUUAUACAUUGUCAGGAUUAAAGAAAAUGGAUAAUAGUGAAA
Molecule: messenger RNA, 1869 nt
Organism: Diachasmimorpha longicaudata
Lineage: Eukaryota; Metazoa; Arthropoda; Insecta; Hymenoptera; Braconidae
Gene: Su(fu)
Product: suppressor of fused homolog
Exons: 7
Coding region: 149-1510 (453 amino acids)
Cellular component (GO): nucleus; cytoplasm
Molecular function (GO): transcription factor binding
Source: RefSeq, a predicted model, not a curated record